AGAACAAUGACAAUCGGUAACGUUUUCGUCUUCCUGACACACCCCACCGCUAGGGGGCAGAACACGCCGCUAUUCACAGCUGAGAGCUACUUCAACAACCGCUUCCGGCCUCGUCCUUCCUCUUUUUCCUCCUCAUCGGGUCGCAGCCAUGGUGAACGUCCCGAAGACCCGCAGGACUUACUGCAAAAAGUGCAAAAAGCACCAACCCCACAAGGUGACCCAGUACAAGAAGGGAAAGGAUUCCCUCUAUGCACAGGGUAAGAGGAGAUACGACAGAAAGCAGAGCGGGUACGGUGGGCAAACAAAGCCGAUUUUCCGUAAAAAGGCUAAAACGACAAAGAAGAUCGUAUUGAGGCUAGAGUGUGUGGAGCCCAACUGCAGAUCCAAGAGAAUGCUGGCCAUCAAGAGAUGCAAGCACUUCGAGUUGGGUGGUGACAAGAAGAGAAAGGGCCAGGUCAUCCAGUUCUAAGCCGUGGUCUGUUCCUCUGGAUGAUAUUGUCACGAUUUUCAAUAAAUGUGUUGAAACAUA
Messenger RNA from Xiphophorus couchianus (Monterrey platyfish), 529 nucleotides. It is a transcript of the gene rpl36a, whose product is annotated as ribosomal protein L36A. The record is from RefSeq and is a predicted model, not a curated record. The coding region runs from base 149 to 469 and encodes 106 amino acids. Lineage: Eukaryota; Metazoa; Chordata; Actinopteri; Cyprinodontiformes; Poeciliidae. Gene Ontology annotation, cellular component: ribosome. Gene Ontology annotation, biological process: translation. Gene Ontology annotation, molecular function: structural constituent of ribosome. The transcript has 5 exons.